AUGAGCGGCAUACCUAUCGUCGACUUCGGCGCGUACCUGCACGGUAAAGCAGAGGAUCAGGAGAAGAUCGCCAAGGAGAUCGACGAUGCAUUCCAUAGUAUGGGCUUUGUCUACCUAAAGAACCAUGGCGUGAGGAAGGAGCUGGUGGAGGAGUGCUUUGCUUGGUCAAAGAAGUUCUUCGAUCUACCGCUUGAGACCAAGAUGCUGGCUCCGCAUCCGCCGGGUGGCAGUCAUCAUCGUGGAUACUCGGCGCCUGGAGUGGAGAAGGUUAGUCAAGGGGUUUAUGAUAUUAAUGAGCUGAACAAGCUGAGGGAGACGCCUGAUUAUAAAGAGUCCUUCGAGUCUGGCAACGUGAAAGAUGAGGCUCAGCCAAAUAUCUGGCUUCCAGAAGAUAAGCUUCCGGGCUUUCGCGCAUUCAUGGAGAAGUACUUUGUCGAGUGCGCCAGUCUAAUCCACAGCAUCCUCGACGCUCUCUCCAUUGCUCUCAACGUUCCAGCACCAGGCCUCUCUCCAACCCAUUCGCAGUCGCUCUUCCAACUCCGGCUUCUUCACUACCCCUCCAUCGACGCCGAACAGCUACGCAACAAUGAGCGCAGCAGGAUCAACGCGCAUUCCGACUUUGGCACGCUCACUUUGCUAUUCCAGGACAACGUUGGAGGACUUGAAGUACAGGAACCUGCGAACCCAGGUACUUUCCGUGCUGCAGAGCCCAUCGAGGACACUGUGUUGGUCAAUAUCGGAGAUCUCAUGGCGAGAUGGAGCAACGAUCGUUGGACAAGCAGUGUGCAUCGUGUUGGCCUACCUCCGGUCCUUCAAAAGGUCACUGAAGACGGCAAACGGAACGACAGGGAGAUAGUAGUACCAGAUCGCUACUCAAUCCCUGUGUUCGCGACACCAAAUAUGGAUACAGUUAUCGAUGCGUUGCCAGGUUGUUGGGAUGAAGAGAAGCCGAAGAAGUACGAGCCUGUAACCGCGUGGGGAUACGUACAGAUGCGGAUGGCUGCGUUUAACAAGCGUCGGGAAGAUCCGCUCCAACUCAAGUCACUCAGAGAGAAGCAAGAGAUAGAAGAGGCCAAAAGAUUCAAAAGUCCGACGCCUAUCGCGAAACUUCAGCGUCCGGGAGGGUCGACGUUGUCUUUCCGUACCCUGAUGACAGGCGUCUGGGAUUACGAUCACCUUGGCAAGCUCGUCUUUGACCAGAAGCUCAAGGACAAAAGGCAAGGUUACAUUACGUUCGGCAAGAAUGCUCUAGUGAUUUACCUCCGGGCAGAAACCGCCGAAGCCUUCAACUGGCAUUGCAGGAUUGAUAUUGAUUAUGCUACUAUAGAGCACAUCGUUCCGUCUCGCGGCAAUGGCCAACAUGGAACGAUAACAUUCACCCUCAAGUCUCCACCGAAGUUCUACGACAUUCAAUCGACUAAUGAUCUACACUUGUAUGCCGGUGAGCAAGCACCGAACGACAUCUCUGCCGCAUUGUCGAGACUCGGCAUCAAGCCGCCAAAACCAGUUCUUCGGCUACAAAGACUAUGCAAAUUGAGUAAAUCUCACGACAUGAACUCCGCUUUGUGUAUGGUCUACAAGAUCGCCUUCUCCGACACCCGAAGCGUUGAUCUUGCUUGGACCUUUGUUAAGCCCUUCUUCGCGGGACCUAACACAAAAUGGAUGAAGACCAUGGAGCCCACCGCUUUGACGGGCAGUAUUGAACACGAGUAUGCAGUCGUCAACAAGAUGCUUAGCGACUAUGGACCAUCCUUUCCGCAGACCUUCACGUUCAAUAUCCGUUACCAACUGACAGCGCUCAUGCUAGAGGGUACAAUCGCCCCGUGGAAGAUGAAGGAACUGAUACCGGUAGUACAAAAUGCUGCUGAGAAGCAUGGUGCAGAACUCACCGCGAACGCAGUUCGUCUCCUUGGGAAACGGAUACCAACGCCUACACCGGGUGUUAAGGCGGCAGAUCUUACUUCAAACGCAGUCAGUCGCAGAGGAAAGCGAAUACCAACGCCUGCACCAGCUGUUGAAGCGAAAAGCUUCAUGAUCAAGACCAUUAAGCGCAUUCUUGAUGAAAGCAUCGAAUGUUGUCAACGUCUUGAAGAGCUUUCCCGGAUCUGGGACGUCAAACAGAAGAAGCAAAAUCACCUCGCCUUAACAUACAAGGCUACGGUCACACCUACCGGUAUCCUGCUACGCGGCCCUGACUGGGUCGUCUCCAAUCGUAUAUUGAGGAAGUACAAAACCCACGCCCAGUUCUUCAUGCGCGUGUUCUUCGCAGAUGAAGACGAGCUGCCGGUAUUCCAUGACCCACGGGCAUCGCAAGAGAGAGUCUACGAACGCUUUCGAGGCGUACUUCGAAUGGGUAUCACGGUCGCCGGACAUACAUUCCAAUUUCUCGGCUUUUCCCAUGCGUCACUCCGUACUCAUGAAGCUUGGUUUAUGGCUCCUUUCAAGGAAGAUGAUAUUGUCGUCCGCGCAAGAGAUGUGUAA
Molecule: messenger RNA, 2481 nt
Organism: Alternaria conjuncta
Lineage: Eukaryota; Fungi; Ascomycota; Dothideomycetes; Pleosporales; Pleosporaceae
Exons: 5
Coding region: 1-2481 (826 amino acids)
Molecular function (GO): RNA-directed RNA polymerase activity; dioxygenase activity
Source: RefSeq, a predicted model, not a curated record